Molecule: messenger RNA, 150 nt
Organism: Prorocentrum cordatum
Lineage: Eukaryota; Dinophyceae; Prorocentrales; Prorocentraceae
Source: the annotation of a GenBank genome assembly
GAUAGGUCGAAGGGCCGCUCCACAGAGGGCUGGGGCUCUAAGCCAUGGGUCACGGGCAACAAAAAGGCCAGUGCCAUGAGGCGCUCAGAGGAGUACCCGUCAGAGUUCUGCGAGGCUGUGGCAACGCUCGUAAUCAACGACCUGGCCUAG